Penaeus monodon (black tiger shrimp) is the source of this 446-nucleotide messenger RNA. Its product is annotated as beta-1,4-galactosyltransferase 4-like. The record is from RefSeq and is a predicted model, not a curated record. NCBI's taxonomy places the organism in Eukaryota, Metazoa, Arthropoda, Malacostraca, Decapoda, Penaeidae. Gene Ontology annotation, biological process: carbohydrate metabolic process; glycosphingolipid biosynthetic process. Gene Ontology annotation, molecular function: N-acetyl-beta-glucosaminyl-derivative 4-beta-N-acetylgalactosaminyltransferase activity.
AAUCCCUUAUGAAUCGUUCUACGGCUGCGCCUGCCUGAUGACCGGCUGGCAGGUGGAGAAAGUGAACGGCUGGAGCAACAAGUACUUCGGCUGGGGCGGCGAAGAUGACAACAUGUGGAGGCGCAUCAAAGCCGAGAAAAUGAAGGUGUGGCGAGUGUCGGAUCACCUGGCCACUUACGCCACUCUGAAGCACGAACAAGCCACGUUCAAUCCGCAAAGGAUGAAAAUGCUCCAGUCUUCAGAGAGAGAUUAUAAGGUGGAUGGCCUCAAUAGUCUUCAGUUCACUUUACUGAAUGCAACGCAUCGCAAACUAUACACGAAGUUCCUAGUGAAACUAUAAUGUACAUUUUAAAUAAUCUGUGAGGACAUUUUCAUCGCUAUCAUUAAAGUAGUAAAUUCCCGAGAUUUACCUUGUGUAACCUGAUCUCAUAAAGAGCAUUUAUACU